GGGAGGGAGGGAGGGAUAUGGGUACCAGAGAAAUUAAGUCACCGGAAGUCCUACCGGCGGAGACUCCUCCUGCUGCUGCUGCAAAGAGGAAUUCAGAAGAUCCAUAUGAUCGGAGAAAGAAGCUUGGAAUUUACUUCCUUGAGUCUGAUAAUGCUCGGCGGACUCCUUUAGGUGGUGGUUAUACCGCCGCUGGAACUACACCCGUUAACAUCCACGGCAAGCCUAUUCCUGAUCUUUCCAAGACAGGCGGCUGGAUUGCCGCCUUUUUCAUUUUCGGAAAUGAAAUGGCAGAGAGAAUGGCAUAUUUUGGGCUGUCAGUGAAUAUGGUGGCAUUUAUGUUCUACGUUAUGCACCGACCUUUCUCAAGCUCGGCAAAUGCAGUUAACAAUUUCUUGGGAAUAUCACAAGCCUCCUCUGUUCUUGGUGGCUUCUUAGCCGAUGCAUAUCUCGGUCGAUACUGGACUAUCGCAAUUUUCACCACUAUCUAUCUAGCAGGAUUGACAGGAAUAACCUUAUGUGCCACAAUGAGCAUUUUUGUGCCAAACCAAGAUCAGUGCGAUCAGAUCGCCCUUCUUCUGGGAAAUUGCGAGCCUGCAAAUUCAUGGCAGAUGCUUUACCUCAACACGGUUCUUUACAUAACCGGAUUUGGAGCUGCAGGUAUAAGGCCCUGUGUUUCAUCUUUCGGGGCCGAUCAAUUUGAUGAAAGAAGUAGAGGUUACAAGUCUCACCUGGACAGGUUUUUCAACUUCUUCUAUCUUUCCGUCACCGUUGGGGCAAUCAUUGCCUUCACGGCCGUAGUCUACAUUCAGAUGACGCAUGGCUGGGGAUCAGCAUUUGGUUCAUUGGCCAUAGCCAUGGGGAUGUCAAACAUGGUCUUCUUCCUAGGUACUCCCUUGUAUAGGCACAGGUUGCCCGGAGGCAGCCCUCUGACUCGCGUUGCGCAAGUCCUUGUUGCUGCAUUUCGCAAGAGAAAAGCUUCCUACGAUAGCAGCGUGUUUGUGGGCCUGUAUGAGGUUCCAGGCAAAAGAUCUGCCAUUAAAGGCAGCGGCAAGAUAGCUCACACCGACGAUUUCAGAUGUUUGGACAAGGCAGCCCUGCAACUGAAGGAAGAUGGAGCUGAUCCGAGCCCAUGGAGGCUCUGUACUGUGACACAAGUGGAAGAAGUGAAGAUUCUUUUGAGACUCGUUCCAAUUCCAGCUUGCACUAUAAUACUCAGUCUAUUCUUAACAGAGUUCUUGACUCUAUCAGUACAACAGGCAUAUACAUUGAAUACCCACAUUGGUCAUCUCAAACUCCCUGUAACAUGUAUGCCUGUCUUUCCUGGCCUCAGCAUAUUUCUUCUACUCUCUCUCUAUUACACAGUAUUUGUCCCGCUCUCCCGGCGCAUCACGGGUCAUCCUCAUGGAGCCUCUCAACUUCAGAGGGUCGGCAUUGGGUUGGCAGUUUCAAUCCUAUCUGUGGCAUGGGCUGGGAUUUUUGAAAGGUACAGAAGAAAUUAUGCAAUAGAACACGAGUAUGCGGCCAGUUUUCUGACAGCCAUGCCGAACCUAAGUGCAUAUUGGCUGUUAAUCCAAUACUGCCUAAUUGGGAUCGCCGAAGUGUUUUGUAUCGUGGGAUUACUAGAAUUCCUGUAUGAGGAGGCGCCUGACGCCAUGAGAAGCAUAGGUUCGGCUUACGCAGCCGUAGCUGGCGGUUUAGGUUGCUUUGCAGCCACUAUAUUGAACAACAUUAUCAAAUCUGUGACGGGUGGCAAUGAGGAUAGGCGACCAUCGUGGCUGUCCCAGAAUAUUAAUACUGGAAGGUUUGAUUACUUCUACUGGUUUCUUACGGUUUUAGGUGUAGUCAAUUUCUGCGCUUUUCUGUACGCGGCGCAUAGAUAUCAGUACAGAGUAAAGCAGGAAAUUGAAAUGGGGGGCACAAGUAAAAAUGAGACUGUAAUCAGUAAAUAGCUUAUGAGGAAGCAUGCAUUAGAUGGAGUAGGACAAGAUCCUGCCUUCCCCCUAUGAAAGCUAGCACUUCUGUGAAACAUGAACAUUAUUAUUGGUUUUUGUUUUUGGAAUCAAUGAUUCAUCUUUCUCAAUUGAAUGUGGCAAACAUCAGCAGUGAUUUUGUUUUGUUUUUGCAAUAGGUUAAUUAAACAUGAACAAUAAUGCAGUGAUGCACAUGUUUGGGGAUUAUAAUUUUUAAUUA
Camellia sinensis is the source of this 2190-nucleotide messenger RNA. RefSeq names its product protein NRT1/ PTR FAMILY 6.1. Gene Ontology annotation, molecular function: transmembrane transporter activity. The record is from RefSeq and is a predicted model, not a curated record. Gene Ontology annotation, cellular component: membrane. NCBI's taxonomy places the organism in Eukaryota, Viridiplantae, Streptophyta, Magnoliopsida, Ericales, Theaceae. Gene Ontology annotation, biological process: transmembrane transport; oligopeptide transport.